Messenger RNA from Prunus armeniaca (apricot), 615 nucleotides. The record is from the annotation of a GenBank genome assembly. Lineage: Eukaryota; Viridiplantae; Streptophyta; Magnoliopsida; Rosales; Rosaceae.
AUGGACCGCAAAGACAAUCAAUCUCCUCAAGGUGAGACAGCUCGGAUUCUGGUUGAAUUCCUGGAGGUGGCAAUCACUUCAAUCGUUUUCCUCAAAGGAAUUUACCCUCCAGGUGCUUUUGAAAGAAGGAAAUAUAUGAAUUUGGUGGUUCAUAGCGCUCGUCACCCUCAACUCAGGGAUUAUAUCCAUUCUGCUGUCUCGGGACUUCAUCCUUUCAUCCAAAAGGGUCUGGUGGAAAGAGUAGCAGUUAUUUUCUUUAACAGUGAUAGCAUCCCUGUGGAAAGAUUUAUGUUUAAGCUCACUGUGAAUCAGUCUUAUGGCUCAAGGGUGGAAGAAGCUGACCUGGAGUUCUCACUAAGGUCGUUUUUUAUCAAGCUUCCUUUCUCAGAAUCCCUUACACGGGUUCUUCCCCAGGAUUGCAGGUGGGAGAUAACAUCGUACUUUCGAUCCCUUCCUCAGGCAAGUACAAGUAAGGAUGCAGAGUUAUGGAUUCCAACAGACACACAGCAAUGGCAACAGCCUCCAUUGAUAACCCCUAUUAAAUCGAUGAGUAGCGAACCUCUAUCUGUGCAGUUAUAUUUGGAACAUCCAGGUUUAUCUGAACCAAAGGCUUAA